Messenger RNA from Helobdella robusta, 342 nucleotides. RefSeq lists its product as hypothetical. The record is from RefSeq and is a predicted model, not a curated record. The annotation marks the transcript as partial. Lineage: Eukaryota; Metazoa; Annelida; Clitellata; Rhynchobdellida; Glossiphoniidae. Gene Ontology annotation, molecular function: inward rectifier potassium channel activity. The transcript has a single exon. Gene Ontology annotation, cellular component: plasma membrane. Gene Ontology annotation, biological process: regulation of monoatomic ion transmembrane transport; potassium ion import across plasma membrane.
AUUUUUCUUUUCGUUGGUUCUUGGUUUGGAUUUGCCGUUAUUUGGUACUUGGUCGCUUAUUUCCAUGGCGAUCUGGAUAAGAAAUAUUUUGAAAAUGACGAACAAGACUUCAAGCCUUGUAUCAAAGGACUCGAAGAUUUUGUUAGUGCUUUAUUUUUUUCUAUUGAUCUUCAAUCUACAAUGGGUUACGGAAAUGUUGAAAUACAAGAUGAGUGUCCAAUGGCGGUUGCAUUAUUUGUUAUUCAAGCUUUCAUCGGAAUCGUGGUACAAUCCUUAGCAGGUUCUAUAAUUUUUGCAAGAUAUAACAAUUCGAGGAAGAAAUCAAAAAAACCAACAUGGUCA